AUGGAAUACAAUACAAGACGUCCAGAAGAAGGUGGAGAACUGGUCGGAAGCGUGUUAUUGGGACGGAUGCCACAGCAAGCAGAAGUACGAUUUGCGGAGGAUGAUUGGACGGGCAGUACAGAUGCUGCUGAGCGAAGGAAACGUCAGAAUCGGUUGCAUCAAAGACUUUAUCGGAGACGACAAAAAUUAUUGAGCAUGCAAUCAGCCCCUGCAGGCCUGGUUAUGAAAGAAACGGAACCAUUGGAACCGGAAAUUGAUCCACACUUGACUACCCUCCUCGAAGUCAUCAAACAACGGAAGCAACCCCACGAUCCUGCAGAUGCCGUUUCCCCUGGGCAAUUUACUGAAUACGAUUAUAAACAAAUUUUAACUUCAUCAGACCUGACGCCUCCCCAGGUUCAAUACAUUCUUACACAAGUUGAGCAGUGCAUUUCUCGUCAGCGCAUGUCCAGCUUUCCCCGCGCCGACCUCCUUCUCACUCUAGUUCAGUUCAACGUCUUUCGUGCUUUGUUUAGCAACAUGGUUGCUUUGGGGUUCAAUCUUGACUGGCUGACGGCAGAUGCAAUUUCACCAUUUUUCCAAAACACAUCACACGUUUGGGACACGAGCUGCCCAGCCAGUCUCUGUCCAACCCCACUUCAACGUCAAGUCUCCCAUCAUCCCUAUUUGGACCUGUUUCCUUUCCCAGAAUUAAGAGAUAAUAUGUUAAGCAAAGGUGAAGAUUUCGAUGACGACGAUCUUUGCCAUGAUCUCGUUGAAGUAUGUCAUGCUCCGUCUGAAAGGAGUGGUCUUAUCGUUUGGGGCAGUCCUUGGGAUCCAUCCAGUUGGGAGGUCACCACAGAGUUUGUUGAAAAGUGGCCUUGGAUGUUGAGAGGUUGCAAAGAGCUCUUACACUCAACAAACUUCUGGAGGGGUAAACGCGGAGAAGAGGAGCUGUGUUCUGAUAUCACGCUUUCUGAAAGGGUGCAUUCUUAA
Messenger RNA from Botrytis fragariae, 975 nucleotides. RefSeq lists its product as uncharacterized. The coding region runs from base 1 to 975 and encodes 324 amino acids. The record is from RefSeq and is a predicted model, not a curated record. NCBI's taxonomy places the organism in Eukaryota, Fungi, Ascomycota, Leotiomycetes, Helotiales, Sclerotiniaceae. The transcript has 2 exons.